Messenger RNA from Spirodela intermedia, 2881 nucleotides. Lineage: Eukaryota; Viridiplantae; Streptophyta; Magnoliopsida; Alismatales; Araceae. The record is from the annotation of a GenBank genome assembly.
AUGGCGUCCCUCGGCAGUUGUGGGACGGCGAGGUACCUUGUUCUUCACACUCUUCCCCCCGUCUCGCCUUGGUUUUCCGAUCAUACAUGUAAGACAAAUCUGGAGGUCGAUGCCCGGAAGAGGAAGGUAAUCGUCCGGUUGUUCGCCGGACGCGGCGGCGCCGGCGGGGAACGCGCCUCCAAUCACGACCUUCAAGCUGAAGCGGCAAGAGCGGCCUCGAUUCGCUUCAAUGAGUCCCUUCGUCCUGGUAAUCUUCUCUUUCUCCCUUCUUUGUUGCUCUUCCUCCCCAGCAGAGUUCAUGAUUCGGCGGAUCGCUUUACUUGAGGGCGGACAGAGACGGUGAUCGUCUGGCAUUGAUCGUCAGUUUUUUGGAAGAAGAGAACCUUGUUCUGGCGAAUACUACGGAAUGUCUAUCCUGUUGGUAGCUUUGAGAGCCUGUUUCUGUUCAUCUGGUGGUUCUCUGUAUUGCAACCGUGGAGAUUCAUACUCGAACUCAUAAUAAACUGGACUAUGGAAGAAGCGUUGUCGCUCGAGGUUUUUGCAUGCUUUUCUGCAUGCCAUUUACUCUCUCUCUCUCUCUCUAACGUCGUUAUGGGUGUGCAUUCACAUGUUUAGCCAAAUGUCAUUAACUCUGGUGUGCGUCACCCCAGUCACGCUACUUGGUUUUGGUUAUUCGUUAGAACUUAUAAUUUUUUUCAAAAUUUCAGAUCCUCUCUUGAUUGACUUGUACGCCGGCUGUCUUCUUUCCUCCGGUGAUCGCCCUGAAGAUGGCGGAAAAGAGCAGUACUCGGUUCCAGUGGGUUCUUUGUCCCCGUGCCAUUACACUCUCGCCACUAAGUUUAUCGACGAGAAGUUACUCAGCUUGGUGAGGGGCGUUGAUGGAGUUAAGCAGGUAUGAGGCUUCUUACAGGCAUGGUUCAACCAUAUGCCAUCCCCUUGAAACUCUCUGCUCCCCUCUUCACACCGCUGAAGUCUGAUGCCCUACAGAUUGUUCUGUUCACAGAUGGCUUCGAUACGCGACCCUACAGGGUUAAAUGGCCGCCCAGAACCUUAAUAUACGACGUUUCAGUGGAAAGCGUCUUCAGCACGGCCAUUCGGAAGCUCGAGUGUAUUUCCUCUACUCUUUGUUCUGUAGAUACCGAAAGGGUUUCUUUGUUGUGACCGUGAUGUACUUGGGGAAGUAACUUAAAUUUGCGAUGCACGUCUUCUUCAAGCCCUAAAAACACCUUGUACACUUCACUGUGUGGAAUUUCAGCUGUUGGAGCAAAAAUUAUGAAAACCUGCAAACAUAUUCACGUGCCCUCUGAGUCUCCUGAUUUACAAGCGGCUCUGUGCAGCGAAGGAUUUAAUGGCGGGAAUCCGAGUUUAUGGGUUUUUCAGGUGAUCCCGUAUGCAUAAUGUUCGGACGCUAUUAUCUUCUAUCAUUUCUUUCCAUCUGUGGAUGGGAAUUCAUUUCUAAUCUUGAAUGACAUUCUUUUCGAAAUCUCAUUUUUCUUGUAUGGAAGGGUCUGUUUCAUGUUUUAUGGUCUAUUCUCAUAAUCCCCUCAUCCAUCUCCAUGUGAUUAUGCAUCCUUUUAUCAUCUGAUAGAAGUACUAUUGCGUUGACGGUAAAAGGAUAAAGCUAAUAUACAAGUCAUGCGGAAUGAUAGUUAGUUACCCUGUACGGCCGAUAUAUUGAAAGGAUGACUGACGGUGACUGCUGGGGGCCUUGCAGGGAUUUCCUGUGACGACAUUAGCAACGUUCAAAGAAAUUCUUUUCCUGGUCAGCAAUUUAGCCAUGAAAGGGUCUAUUUUUGUUGGAGAACUGCCUGGAUGGUUGGUUGAUACUGAAACAGGAAACAAGGUCAGCUCCUCCAUGUCAAAAUCUCAAGAAUCCAUGUAUCAUGCGCAGUCUGUGGCUGGGUCUCGGAUUAUUCCAACAUUCUAUGAGAAGUUCAGUCUGCUAUUAUUGUAAAUCCAAGCACCGGUUCUAGUUUCAUAUUCUAUGAGAAGAUUUUUUAAUUCAUUUUACCUUCGUUUCUAUCCCCCCCUUUAUUUCUUAUUUAACAUAUUCCACAAUAUACCUUAAAAAAAUUCAUUCCUUGUAUUUUUUUUUCCUAUUCUCCAGGUUGCUUCAUGUUUCUCGCUUUGAACAAAAAAUGUCUCUUAUUGACUGCGUUUCCGUCUCCUUGGCAUAGAUUACCGCACAAAAAGGGGUGGACAAGAUUUUCAUGAGUCAUGGCUUCCGGGUAAAGAUCAUUGACUAUCAUGAAAUCGCGAAAGAGUUUCACGUAACCCCCCCAUCAGGGGAUUACAAUAACCUCCUUUUUGUAGCAGAACAGCUGCAAUUUUCCGACAAACAGGUAGCAUUUCCUCAGGUUUUCUAUACUUAGUAGCUAAGAUAUGCAUGUGAUAUGUCCUGGUGGCCUUGCACGUCUCUUCAGAGGGCUGUGUCUAUCUCUCUCUUCUAAACUGGUCUUUUCUUUCUUAAUCUGAUGAGCAUCCUAUAAUUACAAAGCUCUUUUUUUCAUUCGGCAACAGAUUGGAGUUACUGUGGGGGUUUAGCUGUUAGUAUCUCCAGUGGGCAGUAUUUUUGGCUUAGUAUCGGGGGUCAGACAAACUAGCGCUAUAGAAACCAGCGUGAACCAGAUAAUUGGGGAAGAAAAAACGAUGAACCCAGAUCAUGAUUUGUUUUUGGUUUAUCCUACUUCUGAUUGCCAAACCACUGAAAGCCCUGAUCGAAACCCUAAUCUGUUCACCUUCUGGGGCUCCCGUGAGAACCUUUCAUAGUCGCCUCUACUGAACCGGCCUCGCACAUGUUCUACAGAUGGAGGAUUGGAGGAAGGAAUUCCUGAGGAUGGAGGACGAAGGCGACGAGGAUGGAUUCGAGGAUCUAAUCUGA